UCUCCGCGGGCCGGGUCUCGGGGUGAGUGGCCCUGCCGCUGCCUCAGCCCUGGCCUCUGUGGCUUCCCUUCUGUCCCACUUUCUCUCUGCCUUUGCCAAGCCCUCGCCAGCCCCAGAAUGUUCCUCCUGCUGGCAGCCCUCCGGGUCCUGGCUGUAGCCAUGGCCCAGAGCCCAGAGGACGAUAACAAGAUAAUUGGUGGCUAUACCUGCGUCCAGAACUCCCAGCCGUGGCAGGUGGCUCUUCUGUCGGGGCCUGGGCGUCGGUUCUUGUGUGGAGGGGUCCUGUUGUCAGACCAGUGGGUCAUCACUGCUGCUCACUGCGCCCGCCCGAUCCUUCACGUUGCCCUGGGUAAGAGCAACCUGAGGAGGUGGGAGGCCACCCAGCAGGUGCUGCGUGUGGAGCGCCAGGUGCCGCACCCCCGCUACAACGCCCGGACGCACGACAGUGACCUGAUGCUGCUGUGGCUGAGCCGGCGAGCGCGGAUUGGGAGAGCGGUGAGACCCAUCGGCCUGGCCGGGUCCUGCGCCAGCCCUGGGACGUCCUGCCAUGUGUCCGGCUGGGGCACUACGUCCAGCCCUAUCGCCAGGUACCCCAAUGCUCUGCAAUGCGUGAAUAUCAACAUCGUCUCGGACGGCGAGUGCCAGCGGGCCUAUCCUAGCACCAUCACUGCCGGCAUGGUCUGCGCUGGGGUCCCCCAGGGCGGCAAGGACUCUUGUCAGGGUGACUCUGGCGGACCCCUUGUGUGUGGAGGACAGCUCCAGGGCCUCGUGUCCUGGGGCAUGGAGCGCUGCGCCAUGGCUGGCUACCCAGGGGUCUACACCAACCUGUGCAAGUACCGCAGCUGGGUCCAGAGAACAGUGCAGGGCCCUACAUCCUGACCCUCUUUCCCGGAGCAGUUGGUCAGGUUUUCUCCCCCCACCCCCACAAGGUCACCAUCACUCAGGACCCGUUGGGCACAGACGGGACCGUGCGUGCUGGCACUGUCCCUAAGAAGACAAUCCUCAAAACUCUUACUGUCUAAAAUCCCAACAAACAUCAAUAAAAACCGUAC
Messenger RNA from Fukomys damarensis (Damara mole-rat), 1052 nucleotides. RefSeq names its product kallikrein-14. Lineage: Eukaryota; Metazoa; Chordata; Mammalia; Rodentia; Bathyergidae. The record is from RefSeq and is a predicted model, not a curated record. The transcript has 5 exons. Gene Ontology annotation, biological process: seminal clot liquefaction; proteolysis; epidermis morphogenesis. Bases 118 to 879 code for a protein of 253 amino acids. Gene Ontology annotation, molecular function: serine-type endopeptidase activity.